AAUAGGUGGUUUUGCACAAAUCUGUUCUUCUUUUUUGUUCCUAGGUUUGUGCCUGGAACUGGAAGUGUCUUCAAUAAUCCAAAUCACUUAUUUCCUGUGGGAUGUUUCAUGCAGCUGAAAAUGCAAAUAAAGUUCUGGAGGGAGAGAUGCUCCAAAUGACUUUGUCAAAACCAAAGAAUCUGAAUGCUCAGCAUCUAAGAGCAGUGACCAUAGUUCCUUUAAGGUCAGGUUUCCAGCCUGUAAUUCAGACCCUGAGAGAAUUGUGUAGUGCACAAGGGUGGUCCUUAACCCGUCUUUCCAUUUAUUUUCUGUAUCUGUUUAGUUCCCCUACCAUUUCCAGGAUAGAAAUGCUUUUGUGAUAUCAUCAAUAAUGUCUGAGCAAGGAGAUCUUAUGCAAACCGUAUUUGUUAGUAGGAGUUUGAUCUUAUCAUCAAGAUUUUGUACUUUAAUAUCUUGGUACUAUAUCUACUGUUUAAUUUGUAUUAUUUGAACUGUACAGAUCAAUUAAAAACGUAAUUGGUUG
Messenger RNA from Rubroshorea leprosula, 523 nucleotides. Lineage: Eukaryota; Viridiplantae; Streptophyta; Magnoliopsida; Malvales; Dipterocarpaceae. The record is from the annotation of a GenBank genome assembly.